AUGGUUUUUGCCAAGCUUGUUGUUGCCGCUGUUUUGUUGGUUGCCAUUGCUGAAGCCGGAAUCCACGGUGGAGCCACUUCUUACGCCAAUGGAAAUCUUCUUUCCUUAGGUGGCGGAUACGGAGGUGGUUAUGGUGGUCACGCUGGUGGAUACGGUGGAGAAUAUGGUGGACACUAUGACCACUACAGAAAAAAAAUUCACGAUGCUCACACCGGUGAUGUUAAACAACAACACGAAGUCAGAGAUGGUGAUGUCGUUAAGGGAUCAUACUCUCUCGUUGAACCAGACGGUACCACCAGAGUCGUAGAAUACACCGCUGACAAACACAACGGAUUCAACGCUGUCGUUAAGAAACUCGGUCACGCCGUUCACCCACAAGUUUACGGACACUACGGUGGUGGUUUUGCUGCCGGCGGUCACGGUGGAUACGGAUUGGGACACUACUGA
Molecule: messenger RNA, 447 nt
Organism: Pediculus humanus corporis (human body louse)
Lineage: Eukaryota; Metazoa; Arthropoda; Insecta; Psocodea; Pediculidae
Product: cutile protein, putative
Exons: 4
Coding region: 1-447 (148 amino acids)
Cellular component (GO): extracellular matrix
Source: RefSeq, a predicted model, not a curated record